This is a messenger RNA of Hermetia illucens (black soldier fly), 1133 nucleotides long. Its product is annotated as cilia- and flagella-associated protein 20-like. NCBI's taxonomy places the organism in Eukaryota, Metazoa, Arthropoda, Insecta, Diptera, Stratiomyidae. Bases 339 to 893 code for a protein of 184 amino acids. Gene Ontology annotation, biological process: regulation of cilium beat frequency involved in ciliary motility; positive regulation of cell motility; cilium assembly. Gene Ontology annotation, cellular component: motile cilium; ciliary basal body. The record is from RefSeq and is a predicted model, not a curated record. The transcript is spliced from 3 exons.
AAAUUCUUCAGGUUAAUAGCGAGCAAAAUACGGCGUUGGCCAACAAAAAGGAUUGGAGACGGCUCUGCAAAAGCUUCAAAAGUUUUUAAAAUUGCAGGGCUGCAAAGGGUUCCGUCAUCAAAUUGUCAAAGAAGCCAAUAAAACAAAACGGAUGCCCAUUUUAUAUUUAUUACAAUAAUAAAAAAUAAAUUACAAGUUAUAUUUAAAUUUUCUUAAUCUUGUCGAAGUAACCAGUGGUCAUGAGAUUGGUUUACCUUCUUGCGCCAAAUUAGCAGCUGGAUUGUUGAUGCCAAUUUUAUUUAUGAGUUUUUGCCGGAUAUCUUCUAUUAGCACCCAAAAUGGAUAAAAAUAGCCAACCAUCUCAAGAAACUUUUCAAUCCAUCUUUUAUAGUCAAGAAGAACGUCCUCUGAAGGCAUGGAAGAAAACGGUGAUGAACGGCCAAAUAACUCGAUUAAGAGAUAUAGAUAUGCAGUGCCCAGUACUAGAGUUGGUUAGUGCGAGUCAAGCCAUGUGUUUUAUAAUGACCCCUGUGGAGUUGGGAAAAUCAUUAGCAAUUACGUUACCUAUACUAGUCUUCCUUGUAAAAUGCAUUGGGAAGGCUUUCACCUUUGAAGUGCAGAUAUUGGACGAUCAGAACAUUCGUCGGAGAUUUCGUGUGACAAGCAGCGAGACGAAAUCGAAUGUUAGCCCUUUCGUGACGACAAUUCCUCUAAGAAUGAUGCUGGGAUGGAAUAAAAUCGAAAUUAAUCUGGCUCAUUUCACCAAAGAAGCAUACGGAACAAAAUAUGUGGAGACUGUGCGAUUGCAAGUUCAUCCUAACAUUCGAAUUCGAAGGAUUUACUUCACCAGCUCGGAAAAUUCUGAUGAAACGCCCUCAGUUCAUGCUUCCUAAAUUGCAAGGUUUAUCUUUUCAAUUGUGAAAAGUUGGUAUCUUUACAAAUAUGUUUUUUAGUGUCAUCGAAACUGAAAUUAAUGGCAUUCGAUUUAUUGACACUUGCGCCUGGGAUAAUUUUUUAAGCCAGGUUCGCCUAAAAAAAGAAACAAUGUACGAAACAGAACUUCCUUACAGAAAGAUUUUAAAAUUUACAAUAAAGAUGAAAUACGUGUGUCGCACGGUCAAAUUGUACCUGCU